Nyctereutes procyonoides (raccoon dog) is the source of this 5073-nucleotide messenger RNA. It is a transcript of the gene LRRC56, whose product is annotated as leucine rich repeat containing 56. The transcript has 12 exons. Bases 3185 to 4852 code for a protein of 555 amino acids. Lineage: Eukaryota; Metazoa; Chordata; Mammalia; Carnivora; Canidae. Gene Ontology annotation, molecular function: protein binding. The record is from RefSeq and is a predicted model, not a curated record.
GCGCGGCGGCGGGCGGGCGGCCGGGACAGGAGGCGGGUGCCGGGGCAGGUCGGGCCGCGCCCCGAGCUCUGGGGCCCCAUGGCCGGGACUCGGUGCCCUACACCCCCGUUCCCAUCAGGUGGCUCCGGAACGGGCGCCUGGCACCUUGGCUUCGUCGUGCGCGCGGCACCCGGGGCGCCCAGACCACAGGGGGCAGCGCGGCGCGGAGCAUCGUUUGAUCCCUCCCCAGGGGUCUCGCUGGGCCGCAGCCGCGCCCCUCUCCCCAGCCUCCCCCUGCAGGCCGGCCCGCCCAGCCCCCCAGCCCGGAGGCUCCGGCCCUGCAGACGCUUGCGCGGGGCCCAGUUAACGACGGGCCCUCGGGAAACCAGCCCGAAAGCUGCCCGAGGGCAGCGUGCCGACGGCUCCCCCAUCCCGAGCGCGAACACGCACACCCCGCAUCCUUUCCAGACUUUCAAAAAAGACGUGGUUUCGACAUUUUUUUUUUAAUUUCAAAGUAGUGCAUCAACACACCGUGCUUGUUUACAAAAAGGAAGAACGGUGCAGCCCGCAGGAGGCCCAGCCUCGCCCCUCCCGUCCUGCCCCCUCCGGUGCUGGCGCGCGCUGUUCUCGUGGAGCCCCCCCCACUGCAGGCCGUGACCUUGGCGGGCCCCUCCGGGGGCUGCCCCGCCCGCACACAUCGCCGACAGCACGUGCCGAGGCCGUGGCCGGUUGGCCGGCCAGUGCACUGCGCGGUGGCUAGGACAGAGCCCGACGCGCGCUGACGCGCACAGACGCGGAGUCAAGGAGCGGCAGUGAAAGCGAGUGGCGGCGUCCCCCGAGAGCGCAGACACCCCAAACCCCUCCCAGUGUCCAGGUCUGCAUUUCCCUCGUCAUCGGGGGCGCUUUCCUUUUGUUUUGGCAUCGCCACCCUUGGACGAGGGCGUCCCUCCCGCAGGGCCAGGGCCGGGAAAGGUGGGCGCUGGGCUCCGCCUGAUAACCGCCUUCGCGGGCGCUGACACCCGGCCGGUCCGCGCAGGUCCCCCCGCCCGGUGGGGCCUCACCUCCGCCCCGGCUCCCUCCCAGCCCACGGGCGCCCAGGACUUGGGGCCCUACCCUCCGGGCCCCGAACGCGCCCGCGGCCGCCCCGCCCCCGGCCUGCCCUAGCAGCCGUUGCUAAGGGGCGUGGCUCGACCGCGGAGCCUCGGAGAGUCCCGCGGCCUCAUGAAUAUUUGAGCAUUCAAAUGAUGCCCCAGCCCCGUUGCCAUGGCGCCCAGGGCCGCAACCCUGCCACCGGAAGAAGGACCCCGAGUCGGAAGGCGCGCCCCGCGGCGGAGGGCGCCCGGCCCGUGGCACCGAGACCGACCCCUUUGGUGAGAGCCCAGCACACCUUUGGGCCUGGGGCCUCAGGCCUCGCUGCACCUCCCCCGUGCCUGGGGGGAAACUGAGGCCGAGGGCUGCCCCAGGAUGAAGCAGCAAAGCCAGUGGGGGCUCAGCGGUACCCCCAGAUGUCCAAUCUGGUCUCCAGGGGCUCAGCCCACGACCGGUAGCCGUGCUCCGAAGAGUUCCCAGGCCCCAGGGUAGGAGGGACCCCAGGCUCUGCCCCUGCAGGAGAGGGGGAGGUGGGGACCCAGACUCCCUUAGUGAGGACCUAGGAGAGACUAGGCCCUGCCCGCAGCGCCCCUCCCUCUGCGGCGAAGGGGGGAGGCGUGGAGUGAACCCAGAUUGCUGCUGAGCCAGGCCAAGGGCUGGCAUUAGCCUGGGCCGUGGAGGCAGAGAGUGGCAGGCAGGGUGGCCACAGGGCCCCGCGCAGCACGGACAGGUCCAGCCAGUGCAUGCACGUGAGGGGACACUACACAUGUGAGCUGCAGCCAGCGACCCAGGCCCUGCCCCUUGGACCUGAGACUUUUGGGGCCGGACAGGACCGUCCGCUGGGCCCAGUCCGGGGUAGGACCGCUGGGCGGCUGCUGUGAAGCACAGAAGGAAAGCGUGGUGGGCUUGGCCCUUCAUGCUGCCCACGGGCAUCCUGGGGCUGCAGCCGGACCGGCCCCUGCACUCCCCACACCCCAAGGCUGGCAGGCCUGGGAUGGGAGCGAGCAGCGUAGUCCCAGGAGGCACGUGCUGAGGUCCCCAGCCAGGCCUGGGGCUUUUCGCCCACUGAAGAAAGGUAGAUGGCAGAGGAAGCUUCUGGAAAGAAAUCCUGGCUGGAGACCCGAUGAGUCUGUAUGGUGGGGCUCACCUGCAUGGCCUUCAUCUCCUUGGACCCCCGGUGUAUGGGUCACCUUCCAGGUGAGGCCACUGAGGCACACAGAGCCCGCGCAGCACCCCUCCAGCGCCUCUGUCAAGGCCUAGCUGGCCACCCCCCCAGCCCAGGCACGAUGGAGAGGGUGCGGCUUGAGUGUCUGCAGGGCCCAAGAGAUGAGAGCAGCACUGGCGUGUGCACGCGCCACACUAUCCCUUCUGAGAAUCAGGGGAGUCUCUCUCCCGUGCGUUGCGGGCGCAGGAAGUGAGCAUCCUGCCUGCCCGGGCCCCGCAGCCUGGGGCUCACUCAGUGGAACGCGUCGUAAAACACAGAGAACCCCAGAAGGAGUCAGACUUAGACGGAAAGUCAAUCCAGGAAGGGCAGGAGGGGAUACUGGGCAGGGGUCAAUGAGGCCUCAACCCACACUGGGGGUUCCCAGAACAUUCCAGGCGGACUUCUGGCUCUACCCCUGGACAUGAUUCUGGGAUCCGGGGUCAGGCCAGGCAUCUGCAUCUUUAAGGAGCAGUACCAGGUGAGCCUGGCGCAGGUGUCCAGGGACACGGGCUCCUGUGGAGCCUGGGGGUGAGGGGGCUUGGGAAGGACAGGGUGCCAGGUGGCCAGCCCAUGAGAGUCCAGAGAGGCAGACCCGGGACCCCUUUUGCAGAGAGGAUGGUCAGUCACCACCCGACUGUCUUCCUCAUCAACCCAUCCAGGUGCCCCAUCAGGAUGAUCCAAAGGACCUGAGGGCCGGUGCCUACACUGACAGCCCCAAGCACCUCCACACCUGCCCACUUCUGCCCUGUGUCCUCCUCCCUGCCUGUCCCAAGUCCCCUGGGCACAGCGACCUGGCCAGGAGGCCACCCCAACUCCCUCCUGCAGGUGCCACCUGGAGACACAUGCUGCCUCCGUGCCUGGAUGUUUGACCCAUGGUGGGAAGAGGCAGUGCCUCCAGCAGGUUGUGUGUGAAUGGACCAGUCCUGCGACAGAGCCCAUGGGCUGUGGCCUAGCACAGCCACUGUCCAAGUGCGGGAGCUGGGCUGGCAAGGACCAUACAACCCCCGGCCACAGAGCAAGGACCCAGGCAGCCGUAGGGACAGCCAUGGCGAGCGGCUGGUACAGGAGUACCUGUCACCUGCCCGACUGCGGGCCCUGGCCCAGGUAGAUGACCUUGGACUGGUGAACAUGCUGGAGAUGUGUGUCAACACCCGUGAGAACAGCCUGGGGAACUUUGGGAAGCACCUGCCCAAGCUCAGCCAGCUGAAGCUGAACGGCAGCUGCCUGGGCUCCGUGAGAGACCUGGGCACCUCCCUGGGCCGCCUGCAGGUGCUGUGGCUGGCUCGCUGUGGCCUGACUGACCUGGACGGCGUUGGCUCCUUUCUGGCCCUGAAGGAGCUCUACGUCUCCUACAACAACAUCUCAGACCUGAGCCCGCUGUGCCUGCUCGAGGAGCUGGAGGUGCUAGACCUGGAAGGCAACAGCGUGGACGACCUGGGACAGGUGCGCUACCUGCAGCUAUGCCCGCGGCUGGCCACACUCACUCUGGAAGGCAACUUGGUGUGCCUGCGGCCAGGGCCCAGCCCUUCCAGCAAGGUGCCCCGGGGCUACAACUAUCGGGCAGAGGUGAGGAAGCUUAUCCCCCAGCUGCAGGUCCUGGAUGAGGUGCCGGCCGCACACACUGGCCUGCCGGCCUCCCAGAAGCUGGACCAGGACUGGCUCAUGGUGAAGGAGGCCAUCAAGGAGGCCGGUGUCUUCGAUGGUCUGCUCCCUGGGCUGGAUCAUCCCCACGGAGCCAACAUUCAGAGACUCAGCUCCGAGCUGUCCUUGCCCGACACCCAGCCUCGGGCCCCCAGGCCAUGGCCCCUCUCCCUACUGGUCCCUGGGCGUCCCCUGCCUGAAAGCCUGCUUCCCAGGGACCCAGCUCCAGAGGAUGACAGCAGCAACCUCACCCACGGUGCUGGCCGGGUCCUCUGCGGGAACCCCACCAAAGGCCUGCGGGAGCGCCGACACCAGUGCCAGGCCUGGGCAGCACCGGAGCCGCUGCCCCCACACAGGCUGGAGGACCCGGCUGCCAGUGCCUCUAUCCCAGGGCCUGACCGGACAGACAGCUGCGGUGACCUCCUGGCCUUGGCUAGGCUUCCGGCCCACAGGGAGCUACGCCUGCACCCCCUCUCUGGUAGGUCCCUGGAGUCCCAGCAGGAAGGUGCCACGGCCCCCGGGGGCCCACGGAGGAGCCCUGAAGAGCAAGAGGACAAGUCUAGGCCCAAGACUCCCUCCGGCCCCCCAUGCCUGGCCCCAGAGCCUUCCAGGACCUUGGGCUGUAACCUGAUCCCCUGUCCCCCCAAGAUGCCUUCUGAUUCCAGCCACAGCUCCUGGGGGGCCACAGGCCUGCAGUUCCAGAGGCGCAGGCUCAGAGCUCUGUGCAGCUUAGGGCCUGGCCUGGGCCAGGGAGCUGGCCUGGGGCAGGGGCUGGCUGCAGGGACGGCUCUGAGAGCCCUGGAGGUGACCUCAGGCCCAAGCCCUCGAGCCCAGGGAUGUCCAGGCCCAAAGGCAGCACCAGAUCCAGCAGUCAGAGUCCCCGGCCUGCGGUGCAUGCCGCACCUGAACCCUAUCACCCCAGCCCAGGCCCCCCCCUAGUGUAGCCCCCACCCCCCCACUGCCAAGCUGCCCGGGACCAUGUGAACUCUGACAUCAGGGAGUCCGGGGCAUCUUGGGGAGUGUGUGGGGCCGGGUAAUGGCUUGACACAGGAGAGACCCUUCUUGGUGGAGGGGAGUCGGGCACAAGAAAGAGGCCAGGCUGAGCGAGUCAGCUGCCCACUCCUCCCACGGGGCCUGGCUUCCCAGGAGGAAGGGGCAGG